AUGGAAAAUGAUUCCGGAUGGAUUAUCAACCUUGUCAUCGACAGUACACCCCUAAAUAGCCAACAGCAGCAGCAGCAACAACAAAACUAUCAUUAUCAUCAACAUACAAUCAAAAUUGUCAUCGUUGGUGAUGUACAAGUGGGCAAAACAUCAUUGAUACAACGUUUCAUUGCUAAUCAAUUGCCUGGUAUUUACAUUCCAACCGGAUUUGAUAAAUAUACGGCCACAUUUGAAGUUGGUGGCCAUCAUUUUCAUACAAAUAUUUGGGAUACAUCGGGUUCAUCUUCAUAUGAUGCAGUACGGCCAUUAGUUUAUGAUGAAACCAAUGUGUUUUUAAUAUGUUUCAAUCUUGGUGAUUGGUAUUCAUUGCAUAAUGUUGUACAAAAGUGGUAUCCAGAGAUACGAAAAUAUACCUCAAAAUCAGAUUUACCAAUCAUAUUGAUUGGCUGCCAAAAUGAUCAAAGAUUUAUUGAUGCUGAUCAUCAUCAUCAUCAUCAUCAUCAUAUUUAUGAAUCAUCAUCAACGACGACAACAACAUUACCGGCAAUUGUUGAUUUGAAUGAUGAUUGUAAACGAAAAAUUGUUUACACUGAAGAGGCAAUGGAAAUAUCCAGACAAAUUGGUUCAAUAACAUAUGUAGAGACUAGUUCAUAUAAUCCAAUCACUGUACGUGAAGCAUUCGAAGUAGCAGCAUUGUCGGCACAUGGAAAAUUAUUAACAUUCAAUAAUAAUUUAAGAUCAAUGAUGAUGAUGUCGCCUACCAUUUCGAAUGUACAAACAUCAUCACCAUUUUAUGAAUUAUCAUCACCAACAACAAGUAUUAAUAGUGAUGGUUCAUCAAAUCAUUCAUCAUCAAAUUUUGGUGGUGGUGGUGGUGGUGGUGGUCCGAAAUUAAAAACAUCCAGUUCAUCUACCCAUCUGACACGAAAUCGUUCAUUAUUUAAAUUACGUAAAUGUAAAAGUAAACAAGAUUUACAUCACCACCAUCAACAACAACAACAACAACAACAACAGCAACAUCGUACUCAUGGCAAUGGUGGUUUAAUAUCGAUGAUGAUGAAAAUUAAAAAUAAUAAUAAUGUUGAUAACAAUAAUGGCCAUCAUAAAAAAUCAUCAUCAAUAAUAUCCGGUUUAUCAUCAUCGAUUGGUGAUGAUAAUUAUAGUAACAGUACUAAUAGCUGUAGUAAUAGUGAAAUAUCGAAAAAAUCUUGUAUUAUCAUGUAAUUUGGAACACACACACACACACACAUUCUGUAUUUUGUCACCUUUUUUUUUAUUUUCGAUGUUGUGAUUCCAAUGAAUUUUUGUUUGUUUGUUUAAAUUCUCACAUUAAUGUGGUAUUUUGUAUAUAUUCAA
Messenger RNA from Dermatophagoides farinae (American house dust mite), 1356 nucleotides. Lineage: Eukaryota; Metazoa; Arthropoda; Arachnida; Sarcoptiformes; Pyroglyphidae. The record is from RefSeq and is a predicted model, not a curated record.